UCUACAUCUUUCUGGCAGACGCUUUCGGCGCCGUAGCCUGGCAGCUCACAUUCAGUCGCAUACAAGCUUGUGCAGUGCGGGUUUGCCUGUGCGUGCUAGGUGCGGGUGUCGGGGGGCCAAAUGGACGGCGACAGCGCGCGGAGGGGCGCGGCAGCGGCGCCGGCGGGUCCGGACGCCGCAGCUGAGGGCGCCGACACCGUCACGAACAAUGGCGCGCCUGCCGCGGCGCCUCGGAACGGCGCUGCUGCCCCAGCCGUGGACGGCAGCAGCACAGAGGAGAAGAAAAAGCUCAAGCCGGGCGCCGCGUCGCCGGCGGGUCUGGACGGCGAUGGUGGCGGCGGCGGAGGCGGCGGUGGUGGCGGAGCUGGUGGACUGGAUGAGGAGGAUGAGGAGGCGGUGGCGCGGGCCCGGGACUUCAAGCCGUCGGCGGGUCUGACGGAGCAGGAGGCUGAGGCGCUGCUGAAGCAGUGGGGGCGCAACGAGCUGGAGGAGAAGGCCACGCCCUCCUGGCUUAUCUACCUGCGCCAGCUGUACCAGCCCAUGCCCAUCAUGAUCUGGAUCGCGGCCAUCAUCGAGGCCGCCAUUGAGAACUGGGCUGACAUGGGCAUCCUGCUGGGCAUCCAGUUCACCAACGCCACCCUGGGCUGGUACGAGACCACCAAGGCCGGCAACGCAGUGGCGGCGCUCAAGGCCUCGCUGAAGCCGCAGGCCACUGCCAAGCGCGACGGCCGCUGGCGCACGCUGGACGCGGCGCUGCUGGUGCCGGGCGACCUGGUGCUACUGGGGUCGGGCGCGUCGGUCCCGGCAGACUGCCGGAUCAACCACGGCCAGAUCGAUGUGGACCAGUCCGCCCUCACCGGGGAGUCGCUUCCCGUGACCAUGAACCGAGCCGACAGCGCCAAGAUGGGCUCCACUGUGGUGCGCGGCGAGACCGAGGCCACCGUCGAGUUCACCGGCAAGCACACCUUCUUCGGCAAGACCGCCAACCUGCUGCAGCAGGGCGGCGGCGAGCUGGGCCACCUGCAGCGCAUCCUGCUCACCAUUAUGGCGGUGCUGCUCAUCACCUCCUUUGCGCUGUGCCUCACCGCAUUCGGCUACCUACUGGGCAAACACACCAGCUUCAAGGAGGCCCUGGAGUUCACGGUGGUGCUUCUGGUGGCCUCCAUCCCCAUCGCCAUUGAGAUCGUGUGCACCACCACCCUGGCGUUGGGCUCCCGCGAGCUCAGCCGCCACGGCGCCAUCGUGACCCGCCUGGCCGCUAUUGAGGACAUGGCUGGCAUGAACAUGCUGUGCUCCGACAAGACCGGCACGCUGACGCUCAACAAGAUGGCCAUCCAGGACGACACCCCCACCUACCUUCCCGGCCUGGACCAACGCAAGCUGCUGCACCUGGGCGCGCUGGCCGCCAAGUGGCACGAGCCGCCCCGCGACGCCCUGGACACGUUGGUGCUGACCUGCGAGACCCAGGACCUGGCGGCUCUGCAGGACUACACGCAGCUGGACUACAUGCCCUUUGACGCGCGCACCAAGCGCACCGAGAGCACCAUCCGGGACCCCGAGGGCCGCGUGUACAAGGUGACCAAGGGCGCGCCGCACAUCCUGCUGGCGCUGCUGGGGCCGGAGGAGGCGGGCGUGCGGGCCGCUGUGGAGGCGCACGUGCGGGCGCUGGGGCAGCGGGGCAUCCGGGCGCUGGCAGUGGCGCGCACCGACAGCCCGGAGGGCCCCUGGCACAUGGCUGGCCUGCUCACCUUCCUGGACCCGCCCCGCCCCGACACCAAGCGGACCAUCGAGCGAGCCCUGGAGUACGGCGUGGACGUCAAAAUGAUCACCGGUGACCACCUCCUCAUCGCCAAGGAGACGGCUCGUGUGUUGGGCCUGGGCACCAACAUCGAGGACCCCACCCACCUGCCCAACGUGGACGCCGACGGCAAGCCGCCCAAGGACCUCGGGCAGCGCUUCGGCCGCAUCAUCAUGGAGGCCGACGGAUUCGCGCAGGUCUUCCCCGAGCACAAGUACCUGAUUGUCGAGGCGCUGCGCCAGAACGGCUUCGCUGUGGGCAUGACCGGCGACGGCGUGAACGACGCCCCCGCCCUGAAGCGCGCGGACGUGGGUGUGGCGGUGCAGGGUGCCACGGACGCCGCCCGCGCCGCCGCCGACAUCGUGCUGACGCAGCCGGGGCUGAGCACCAUCAUCGAGGCCAUCAUCGUUGCCAGGUCCAUUUUCCAACGCAUGCAGAACUUCAUCAACUACCGUAUCGCCGCCACGCUACAGCUGCUCACCUUCUUCUUCAUUGCCGUGCUGUGCUUCCCGCCCUCCAAGUACGCGCCGGCAGGCCAGGAGUGGCCGUCCUACUUCCGCAUGCCGGUUCUGAUGCUGAUGCUCAUCACGCUGUUGAACGACGGCACGCUCAUCUCCAUCGGCUACGACCGCGUGCAGCCCAGCCACAUGCCGGAGAAGUGGAACCUGAGGGCGCUGUUCACCAUCUCAGUGGUACUGGGGCUGGUGGCGUGCGGCUCCUCGCUGCUGCUGCUGUGGGCGGCGCUGGACUCAUGGAAUCCCAACGGCAUCUUCCACAAGUGGGGCAUAGGCAGCAUGCCCUUCGGCAAGAUCACCACCAUGAUCUACAUGAAGGUCUCCGUCUCCGACUUCCUGACGCUCUUCUCCGCCCGCACCCACGACGGCUUCUUCUGGACUGUGGCCCCCAGCCCCGUCCUGCUGGCGGCGGCCGGCGUGGCGCUGUCGCUGUCCACGACGCUGGCGUGCGCCUGGCCGCGGGGGACGCUGGACAAACAGGAGGUGGAGGGGCUGGCGUACGGAAGCUACACGCUGAUGCCGCUGUGGAUCUGGAUCUACUGCGUGUUCUGGUGGUUCGUACAGGACCUUCUCAAAGUGCUGGCGUACAAGUUCAUGCGCCGAUACAACAUAUUCGACAUCAACACACACCAGCUGGUCAACAUGCGCGAGGCCGCCUCCCCCACGGAGCCCGCCUGCCCGCUGGCCGCUGCCUCCGUGGGCCUGACCGAGACAAAGCUGCUCAGCCACCGCAUCGCCAACGCCGCCGAGGCGCUGGAGCGACUCAGCGCGGUGCCGCCCGGCCAGCUGGCGCGUGUGUCAGCGGGGCUGCAGCUGGCGCGCAGCAGCGCCCGCGCCGUUCGCGAGACCAUCUCCCGCCGCAGCGCCGCCACCGCCGCCCUGUACCGCAGCAGCGGCACAGCCGGCAGCGCCGCCGGCAGCGCGCGUGCCUCGCCGGCUGGCAGCCGCCGCGGCUCAGGCGUGACCGGGUCCACCGGCCGCGGCAGUGGCGGCAGCGGUGGUGGAGUGGGAGGUGGUGGUGGUGGUGGUGGUGGUGGUGGUGGUGGUGGUGGUGGGGGAGUGGGUGGUGGUACGGCGGCGGCGCUGAUGCCGAGUGGGGAGGAGGCGAUGGAGGCGGGGGUGCCGCCGGGGGCGUAUGUGCUGGAGACGGUGGAGGCGCUGCGGGCGGCGGCGUCCGAGAUGACUCCGGAGAACCGGGCCGAGAUCGAGCCGCACCUGGCGCCGGUGCUGGACGCGGCCGGGCAUCUGGACCAGCUGGCACAGGCCUUUGAGCGGCCGCCACGGGGGCCGCUGGGCGCCGGCCAGCACCAGUCGGGGCAGCAGGGCCAGCAGGGCCCGGGGCAGGCGGGCAGGCACUAGCCGUCCACGCAGAUGCAGCGGCGGUCGCCACAGGCGGGCGAGCAGCACCAGCAGGCGUGACAGGUGACGGGGGCCAGGGGCGGGCCGGGCCCCCGGGCCCUGGCCUCAUGAGCCGCGGGUCGCGCCGGAUGGGCGGCAGCCACGUGGGGCAGCAGCAACGGCUGAUCGAGGCGGGGCCGCAUCAAGGACCGCAGGGAGGGGGGGUCGCGGCGAGUGUUUGGGUUGGCAGGGGGCGUAACGGCGGAAGGCGUGCACGGCUGAGCGGUGGUAGUGGACGUGCGGAAGGGCCGAAGGGUGAGCUGGAUGCGUAGGCGUUAUGGCGGACGCACGGCGCAGGCGCAGCAGCACGCGCCGGGUGCGGGCACGCGGCGGGAUGUUGAAUGCGGCAUAGGCGGUGUUGAGGACUGCGUUGCGAACUGGGCCGCAUUACAGCGCAACAGGCGGCAAAGGCACAUAGGUGUGAUAGGUCGGCAGCGCGCGGCGAGGGGCAAAUGGGCGAUGGUGGGACUUGGGAUUGGGGUAGCGUCGUACCGGUGGGCGGUUUGCGGGUGUCCGAUGGGACCCAGGCGGUGACACGCCUGAGGAUGCGCACACGCGACAAGGUUGCAAGAGCUGGGGGAGACGGCGUGGGGAGAUGGGCUCGUGUUGGAUUGAGGGUGCAAGUGCACAGGGCAGCAAGUAGCUCGUGAUGGAACAUGGCAAGGGGCAGGAAAGCGUAGUCCCGAUGUGUGUGGCUCCCACCCGUGCCCACAUAAAUGCGUAGCAAGAAGGGACAAGGCAUUGGUGCGUCGUUCGCGCGCUGUUACUGUACCGACGGUAGCUGGCAGGUUGUGUCGAUGUUUUGCUGACGCGCAUUCCUCACGCUCCGGGCGCCCGGCCAAGGCGAUAGCACCACACAGACUCAAUGCGACGCCACACCGCGCGGAUAGCAUAGCCGAUGCGCACCUGCAGGCAGUCGACCGGCGUCCACGGAUGAGCUGUGUAGACGAGCACUAGCGUAAUGCAACGGCGUGCAGCAAAACAAUGGCCGGGCGACAGUGUGACAAACAGGGGCUAGAACAAGGCGAAGCAAAGCAGAAGAGGGGCCCGAAUGUGUACGACAAUUGUGGCGGGCAGGCCGAAUGCGGUGCAACACGCCAACAACACAACCGGGGGUGAGGAAGCGUCGAAGCAAGUAGCUGAUGUAGCUGUGGCGGGAAACGGGCUCAUGCUGGAUCGCGGGGGUGAGCUGCGUGCCGUGUGCGGGUACACGUAGGCUGUAGCCGCCGACUCGUUCUGUCACGUGUGUGCAGGGCGCACCACUGAGAGAUGUGCUCCGGGUUGGCCACACUGGGCUGCUUGCUCAAGACUCAAAACCUCGUCAUGCUUCGUACUGGCUUUGCUGCUGCCGGCAACAGCCCAUAACCUGCUUGCAUAUUCCUUCUGAUGUAAGUGGUUGUUCGU
Messenger RNA from Chlamydomonas reinhardtii, 5115 nucleotides. RefSeq lists its product as uncharacterized. Gene Ontology annotation, biological process: proton export across plasma membrane; regulation of intracellular pH. NCBI's taxonomy places the organism in Eukaryota, Viridiplantae, Chlorophyta, Chlorophyceae, Chlamydomonadales, Chlamydomonadaceae. Gene Ontology annotation, cellular component: plasma membrane. The transcript has 24 exons. Bases 121 to 3672 code for a protein of 1183 amino acids. The record is from RefSeq and is a predicted model, not a curated record. Gene Ontology annotation, molecular function: ATP binding; ATP hydrolysis activity; P-type proton-exporting transporter activity.